Messenger RNA from Exophiala oligosperma, 1639 nucleotides. RefSeq lists its product as uncharacterized. NCBI's taxonomy places the organism in Eukaryota, Fungi, Ascomycota, Eurotiomycetes, Chaetothyriales, Herpotrichiellaceae. The coding region runs from base 1 to 747 and encodes 248 amino acids. The record is from RefSeq and is a predicted model, not a curated record. The transcript has 4 exons.
AUGCCUCGCAGCAGAUCUUCCAAAAAGGUCAAGACAAAACACCACGGCGCCAAAGCCAAAGCCGGUGGCGAUCUGAGCCAGGCUGAAAUCUGGGACGAUUCGGCACUCAUCAGAUCAUGGAAUGAUGCUGUCGCAGAAUACGAGUAUUAUCACAGUAUCCACGCCAAAGGUGAAGAUGUAGAAGAGAUUCUACGUCGAGCCGAAAAUGGUGAACUCGAUGAUGAAGAUGUUGGUGGUGGUGGCGGCGGUGGCGGUGGCGCCAGCAAAGGUGUAUCUGGAGAAUGGCACGAUGUCGAUCAGAAUAACGUGACCGUACAAGACGCAGUCGACAACGACGACGAUGAUGAGGUUGAAGACGGAGAGGUCCCUGACGAUUCGGAACUUUUGGCGGCGAAAACAGCAUUGACACAAAGAGUUACGUCUGAAGCAAGUCAAACAGGUCAUGUCGAACAGCGAGAACGAUAUCAACAACCUACAGCCACAACGACGAAGGUGGUAGACUCGUCCACGACCUCAUCGAUACCCACUCAACACGACCACGCGGGAUAUCAAAACACCAUUCAAAAUACCACGCCGACGAUGGGACCAAAUCUACCAACCACGAAUGAACAAGAUCCAGAUCCAAUUUCUACUACAGAUCAAACUUUGGAAAACAUCAAAAUGGCGUAUUACUGGGCGGGUUACUAUUCGGGUCUUCACGACGGCCAACGUCAGUCGAGACAGGGGGGUGGUGGUGGUGGUGUUUGAAGGACCGACAUUGUCAAAUUUGGAUCUUGAAACGAAACCCGGAAAAGAGAAAGACCGAUAAAAACGUGUGGGUUUUUCCCUGUGACUGACUGACUGACUGACGGGAAACCGACAAAACGAAUCAUCCAUGAAAUCUUUCCAAUUGGGGAGACCGAAACAGUGACGUUUUGAAGUUUGAAUACGUCCAAGGUUGUUCUUAUUUCCAAAGAAUCCCGACGGUUGGAAGGGACCGGGGGUUCAGCAAAAUUAAUUAUCCUAUUCGGAGGACAGGGUUUCUAUGGACUUGUGGAAAUCCUACAUGUACGUGUGUAUAACUCGGCCUCACCUCACCUCCUUUCGUCACGACAAAGAAGUCGUUCAAGGGUGUCCAAACGCCACAAAAUACCCGUUGGGUACGAGAAGACGCGCAUCGGAUCCGAAUCGAAUGGAACCAAGAAUUCAGGAAAAGACAACAAAACACACACACACACCACACAAGACCCAUCUCGCAUGUUUCUCGUCGGAAAUGAACGAUCCGGGGGGGUAAAAAAGGUGGUGGGAUCUGGGGUCAAAUGUAAAACCACAUUUCGGUUCUUUUUGCAAGACUUUGCAAAACGACAAAUGUUCCACGCAUGUCGGAUCGAGUCUCUCGCCCAGCAAAAGGCAAGAAAACACUUCUGGGGCCGUGGAAUAUGGAAUAGAAAAAGCAGCACAUUUUUGUAUAGGCACCCAGAAAAGGAUCGGAGCUGACAGAGUGAAGCAAAGUGGAUGGACAGAACCAACACAUCCAUGAUCCCCCAGUCAUCACACCACACAAUGGACAUGAUGUGCUCGCGAUCAAUAGAAACCCGACUGGAGCCAUAAGAGAGGAUACUCAGCUACGGCACUUUUGACACUGUACAUGGGCCGUCGC